This is a messenger RNA of Nasonia vitripennis (jewel wasp), 5811 nucleotides long. It is a transcript of the gene Rbfox1, whose product is annotated as RNA binding protein fox-1 homolog 1-like. The record is from RefSeq and is a predicted model, not a curated record. Gene Ontology annotation, cellular component: nucleus; cytoplasm. Bases 1942 to 3210 code for a protein of 422 amino acids. Gene Ontology annotation, molecular function: mRNA binding. NCBI's taxonomy places the organism in Eukaryota, Metazoa, Arthropoda, Insecta, Hymenoptera, Pteromalidae. The transcript has 12 exons. Gene Ontology annotation, biological process: regulation of alternative mRNA splicing, via spliceosome; nervous system development.
ACGCGCGAAGAUAUACACACAUACACGAACGCACGCGCGCGCUUAUAGUAUAUAGCCUGUAUAGCUCCCCUACUCCUAUAUACUGGUGUGCGUCAGUGUAGGAUGUGGAUACUUUUUUUAUUCAAAGCAAUCAAGCACACUAAUUAAAUUCAUCAAAUGAUUAUUGUCAAUAAGGAGUAUACCUCACAAUUUGUAAACAAUGGCUUUUUAUACUGUCCAUUUUACAAAUAUUGAUCGGAAAUUUUAUGUCAUUAGACUAUAAGAAUUUGUCAAUAAAGUAAUAAUAGUCAUAUAAGACAACCCUUCACUUUUCGAAAUAUUGAAUUCACAAAAAUAAAAGCAUCAUUAUACAAAAUAUGUUUUUAUCUGCAAUUUAUAUGUGUGUAUAUGAAUUAAUAAGUUCAGUAUAGCUGAAAGAUAGUCUGUUUCAUUGUUUAGAUAGAUGGUGUCAUUUUUCAGAUUCAUUUUAGAAGUUUUGAGUUUAUAUCUUGGUAAAUGUAUACAACAGUAGUUUAAAAAUUAUUUAUUCUUAUGCAUGAUAUGUGAAAAAUUAUUUCAAUUUAAAUAAUUUUUAAAAUAAGUAGACCUCCAACAAUUAGAAAUUGAUGUAGAUCAAGUUUACUUAAUACUCAAGCAAAAAAAUUUAGCUAUUUUAAUAGUACUACAAUAGUACCAUUUAGUUGAAACAAAUGCAGUAUUUAUUUACAGUAUACUUGUAAUAAUAGAACUUAUAUCAUUCUGCAUUCUCAAUAAGGAAUUUUAUUCACCAUAAUUAUUAAUGGAACGUUUCAUAAAGAGGCUUAUUUGACUCGUUUUUUGGGGUUAAGUGCACUUUUUAUUUUGAUUUGUUAUUACUAUGACCACAAGCUUCAAAUCUUUCUCGUAGCAAGUACGCAAAUCAUUUCUUAGUUUUCAACUAAUAAUCUGCCAAAUUUGAACUCAUUCUAAAUCGUCAGUCGCACGCAAUUAAAAGUUCAAGAGAAAAUGUUUUCAACUUAUUUUUGACAUUUUGAAGCUCUCCCUGAUGAAAAUAUUGAUAUGAUUUAUUAAAAUUAAAUAAUUCUUCAUGUCAUUUUUAUAGGUAAUUUGUGAAAUCAAUUUGUUAUGAAUUUAUUUCAAAUAUUUCAUCACGUAAUUUAAUGACUUAUUAAAAAAAAUUGGAAUAUUUUAGCUUCAUGAAACUUUUGUACGUAAUUUUAGUAUGUUAUUUAAUUACAUAAAUAUUUAGUUCGAAAUAAAUACUCUUAAAUACUUUAAAUUUGUUAAAAUGAGUGGCCAUACAGGUCCCUGCUAAAGAUAGUCCAUAGAAAUCGAUAAGACCUCUUAUCAAAUUGAAUAAUAAGUCUUAAUCACGAUUUUUGCAAUAAAACUCAAUUAAAUUAGAUUGGGUUAAUGGGAAUCGAUUAAAAUCUAUAGAGAAAUUAAUGGAUUUUAAUUGCUGUUUUCCAUCUAUUUAUUUCAAUUAUUGUUUUUCAUAUAGAAUUGAAUCGACUUCUAUUGACCCUAUCGAAUUUGAUCUAGUUUUAAUGCUAAAAUGGCGAUUAAGACAUACCAUGGACUAUUUUUAGCAGGGGUGCUACUACGCGGAUGGUAUUGCGGAAGAUGGGGGCUUAUGCCUCAGAAAUCAAUCAUUUUUAAUACUUUUACUAAAUUAAAGAAUAUAAAAAAAUAAUAUUCAUUAGUUAUCAGCUCCUAUUUUAGAAUAAUAGCAUUCAUUAAUCAUUUUACUAUUUACACGUUUUUCUGUAAUGAAAAUUUGAACAACAUGAAAGUUUAUAAGUGUCACAUGCCAAAUUGCACAAGAAAAUCAUCAGAUAUUUGAGUAUCUACAUAAAAUUCCAAAAAUUCCUGAUAUUAAAAAACACUGGGUUGAGAGCUGUAACUUAACCAAAACAUUUAUCUACAGUAAUCACUUCCAAAACAGCGAUUGUUUUCCGACACAUGGUGCAGACAGGAAUGGCUGCGCCUUAUGGAGGGGGUGUUUUUCCACCUCCAGUAAAUGGAGUUGGAAACGUUGUUGGCUCAUCUAGUGCGCCUGGCGAAGUCAAACCUCCGGCAUCUGUAACAAUCAAAGAAGAAAAUACUAACACGCCACAACAGUCUCUACCCGGUGGCGCUCAAGUACCUCAAACAUCAGGUGCCCCGCACUCUACUACAACAGGACAACAAACUCAGAGUAGUUUUAGUCCUCCACCACCGCCUAAUGGCGUUGAUCAGCAGGCUAUCUCGGAAGUAUUUCAAGCAGCAGUCGCAGCAGCAGCAGCAGCGGCUGUGAAUAGCAGCGGACCACAACCUGCUACAACGACAGGCGCUAAUGAAACUAAUUCAGAAAAUAAUAUUGAUACGGGGACGUUAGCUCCCGUAAGUUCAGGUACAAUAACGCCAGUAACACAAACACAAGCUUCUGAUCUUAAAGGGCAACCUAAACGUCUUCAUGUCAGCAAUAUACCUUUUCGGUUCAGAGAUCCUGACCUUAGAGCAAUGUUUGGGCAAUAUGGUCCUAUACUUGACGUCGAAAUCAUUUUCAAUGAAAGAGGAAGCAAGGGAUUCGGUUUUGUAACAUUCGCAAAUAGUGCUGACGCGGACCGAGCACGUGAGAGGCUACACGGCACCGUGGUUGAGGGCAGAAAGAUUGAGGUAAACAAUGCUACAGCGCGUGUCCAGACGAAAAAACCACCAACAGUACCGAACGUGUGUGUCCAGUGGCCAGAGGCAGCUGCGUUAAGAGGUGUUGCUAUUCAACGAGGACGAGUUAAUACGACACGGGCAACAUUCCCAGCAAGUGCUGCUGCGUUAGCACUUGCUCGUAGUCCCGGGUCUAUUGCGGCAGCAGCUGCAGCCACAGCACUUCACCCGUUUGCACAAGCUGUUUACUAUGACCCCUUCUUAGCUGCUCACGCAGCUACACAGGAUCCAAAUUACAGGUUACAGGCCGCAGCGGCAGCAGCAGCAGCGUCUUCGCCUCUUCUAAAAACGCCACUUUCAACAGCUCAACAAGCAACUUAUGCAGCUGCUGCUACUUAUACAGCAGUUGCCGCUCGAGCUUAUGGAGCUGCAGCAGCUGCUGCUCAACCUGUCGCUGGAUACGCAACUGUAGCAGGUUAUGGAAGAGAAUAUGCAGAUCCUUACUUGAGUCACGGAAUCGGACCUGUUGCAGGAUAUGGGGCUACUGUGUAUAGAGGUGGUUACAAUAGGUUUACACCGUAUUAAGGAUGAAUCAGUUUUAUCAAGUCGACGAUGUCCACCUAAAAACUUUUUAAUGUUAUUCAACAUAAUUUCAAAUCAAGAAAGAUUAAGCCACCGAUCAAUAUUGAUUAGUUUCUUCAAAGUGCUUCAGAGUUUAGAUAUAUCUCUGACCAAGGAAAGCGACUAUAAUUUAUUUUUUCUUUCUCAUAAGAAUUCAACCAUGACAAUGCUACAUACCGUCUAUAAUAAAGUUCAAUGUUUCUGCUCUAGUAAGACAUUAUAUAUUGUUCUUCAUUUGUUGCCAUAUUUUUAUAAAUAAUAAUAGGGUAGUAAUGAUAUACUUCAAAAUAAUAUACUAAAAAACAGGCGUGAUUAGAAAUUUUUCGUGUUCUACUUGGCCUACUUAUAGUUCAGAAGUAACCGUUAUUAUGUUUUACAAUUUGAGAUUGCAUUUUUAAUUAAAAUUUGAAUUUGUAGCUUUAUAAAACAUUUAGAAAUUGUCAUUUAUUAAUUAUAAAUUAAAGCACAUGUAAAAAUAUGUAAAGCAGUUUUUAGAUCAAAAUAACUUCAUAAAGAACAGAAAAGCUACUCAGAUUUCAGUUUUUUAAUAUGUUAUUUAAUUCUUGAAUACAUUUGCUCCAAUUCAUUUCAACUAUAUUUUAAAAUUAUCUAUUAAUUUAGUGAGAUUUUCACCACCGCGUGUACUAUUAAAGACUAUCUAAAUUAUUAAUGUAUAAAAAAGUUAAAAAAAAACUUGUUCACAUCCAUAUUUAUCGUCAAUCUUUUCUAGAUCUUACGUUUUAAUCAUACAUUUUAAUCAUACAUUAUUAUCAUUAAAAUGAAAGUUGUAUCGAUUUGUAAAUAGAUAUUAUUCAAACAAGUAAAUUUUUUCAUUUUGCAGGAGAAUCGGAAUAUUAAUGAAUAAUUAAAGCUGGACAGAAUUUCAUAUUUUUUAUAUUUAUGCUGCUUUAUUGAAUGAUUAUUAUUGAUUUUUUAACUGUUCUUUAGUGAAAAUAAAUUUUCUGGCCAUGUGCGUUAUAAUGUUUCAAACAUUUUUAAAAUAAGUUCUAAGAUUAAAAAAUUUUUAUUCAUACUUUAGAAUACAUUAGAAAGCGGUUAUUAAAUUAUUGGCUGCUACAUUGUCCAGUACAUCAUUACUACGAUAGUUUUAUAAAUAAUGUUUAUGUAACAAGUGUGUGAUUCUAACGCACAUUGUAUAGAUUUAUCAGUCUUACGUACGUAAAAUUACAGAAUUAUAUAGAACAGCUUAUUAGUUCUCUAUAGAUUACUUAAGUCAAAAACAAAUGUUUUAUUUAAUUGUGAUAUAAUUGACACAAUGUCUUCUGAAUAUGAAGCACAAACAUUUUCUAAUCCAGUUAUUCGCCGGAAGAUAUUAAACUACAAACAGUAGUUUUAUAAAGUAUAUAAAACAAAUAAUACUAUGAUUAUUUACAUGAAUGAUAAUUUAUGUAAAACAGAACAUGCGUUAAUUGAAUACAUGUGAAUGUUAUAUGCCAUUAUAUUUACUCUUCUUUAUGAUAUAUCUUAAACAUAUUUUUUAUGAUUUGCAACCAUCUCAUGAAAAGUCUAUUAUAUUUUCCAAAAUUUUGUAUUAUUAUUUAGAACAAUAGAUUUUAUUAGAGCAUUUAAUAAUCGAUUAAUUAAAUAUAGCAUGUCAAAACAAUUAUUGAAAUAUAUUGGCAAACAUAAAGCUUUCAAAGUUAUACACAUUUUUUAUAAAUAGAUCAUAAAAUACGCUUCAUGUGCAGAUGCAUAUUUUUCAAAAAUGUAAGAAAAUAAAUCAAACGAAAUAUGAAAUAAAUAAUAAACAUAGUGUUGCCAAGAUCGCUUAGGUAUUGCAUAUUUGUUUUAAUGUACAUGAGAUGAAAUAAUGAUGUUCUGUUUAGGUAUAUAAUUUAAUUAACAAAGUUAAGAGUAAUUAAAAAGAAAUAUGUUCGAAUAAAAAAAAAGAGAAUCGUAUAAUACUCAACUUUUUAAGUUUUUUCAACGCUACUGUCGAACUCAAGCAUUAAUAUUUAUGUAUACUGUAUCAUUAUUUAUAGCACAGUUUGGCUAAAAUCCGCUGUUAAGUCACGCCUAUCUGUGACUAAAGUAGUCCUUUUUGGCACCGUGUUUAUCACACUCGUCACGCUCGUGCGCUAACCUCACGGUGCAAAUAAAGACUACUUUAGUCACGAAUAGGCGAGACUUGCGGAUUUUAGCAGUCUGUGCUAUAAAAUUUUAUAAGAUACUCUUGACUUAAACGCUAAGCGCCGUGUAAACAAGAUCUAUUUAAGCCACACGGAUCGUAAAGUACUAUUUAGGCUUAGAAAUUAUCAAAAAGUAAAAACACUGACUAUCCAUGUUAUGCAAAUAGCUAAAUAUGAUAUAAAUACGUACAUCACUUAUGUAAAACAGUCUUACAGUUUAAUUUAAAUUAAUAUCUCUAAGUUUAAUUAAAAAAUAAACAAUACUCUUUUUUUAUAAUACUCAACUUCGUUAUACUGGGUGCCGAUACGAUCGAUAAUUGUAAAUAUUCUAGACUCAAGCACAAAUCGUAAAUAUAAGUAAAACUGAAUUAAUUUGUAUUAACAACAUUGUUAAAUAAGAGGUUUUCUUUCAAUA